Ornithodoros turicata is the source of this 3531-nucleotide messenger RNA. RefSeq names its product molybdenum cofactor biosynthesis protein 1-like. Lineage: Eukaryota; Metazoa; Arthropoda; Arachnida; Ixodida; Argasidae. The record is from RefSeq and is a predicted model, not a curated record. The coding region runs from base 188 to 1294 and encodes 368 amino acids. Gene Ontology annotation, biological process: Mo-molybdopterin cofactor biosynthetic process. Gene Ontology annotation, molecular function: 4 iron, 4 sulfur cluster binding; metal ion binding; GTP 3',8'-cyclase activity. The transcript has 9 exons.
CUGGCAGACGCGACCGACACGCUUGCACACACACGUGCCUUUGAUGUUGCGCCGUUAUAUCAGCACGUGGGUGUACUGAUGCUUUCGGUCGCGUUGAUGAACAUUUAUGAGUAAGUGAGACCUCCUCGACCUUCACGGUUCUUAAUUCACGCAUGACACGAUUGUCAGAGGACAGGAGGUGAACGGUAUGUAUGUCAGUCAAGCUCUGCGUCGAAGUGUUCGUCUGCUCGCACGGGGCCGUUGCACACCGCAAGCGAGGAAGCUUCAUGAUUCAAAAGCUGCAUUUGAAGUUGAGGAAUCACUUGAAAACCAUCCACUUGUGGACACGUUUGGACGGCAACAUACAUAUCUCAGAAUUUCUCUGACCGAAAAGUGCAGUUUAAGAUGUCUCUACUGCAUGCCCGAGGAGGGUGUAGACUUGACACCAAAGCAGGAGCUGCUCACAUCUGACGAGAUUGUGCGAUUAGCGCAUCUUUUUGUCUCCAGUGGGGUGCGAAAGAUUCGUCUAACGGGAGGUGAACCUCUUGUGAGACACGACACAGUCAACAUUGUGGCCAGUUUAUCGAAGAUACCUGACCUGGAGGCUGUGGCUAUGACAACGAAUGGCCUGGUGCUGUCAAAAAAAAUUGCGGCCUUGAAAACUGCAGGAUUGACUCAUUUGAACAUCAGUUUGGACACUUUGGUUCCAGCAAAGUUUGAAUUCAUAACACGACGUCGGGGGUGGCAUCUUGUACGAGACAGCAUCGACAGAGCCCUGGAGGUGGGAUUCGCAGCUGUCAAGGUCAACUGUGUCGUGAUGAAGGGCUUCAAUGAGGAAGAAAUAAAUGACUUUGUUUCCCUCACAGAACAUAGAGACCUCCAAGUGCGUUUCAUCGAAUACAUGCCAUUUGAAGGGAACAAGUGGAAAACCAGCAAACUCUUUCCGUUUAAAGACAUGUUAUCGGUGGUGCAGAUGAGGUGGCCAGAGAUUCAGCGCGUCGAUAGUGACCCAAACGACACAGCAAAGGUGUACAAGAUACCAGGCUGGCGGGGACAGGUUGGUUUUAUAACAUCAAUGACGGAACAUUUCUGCGGAUCGUGCAAUAGACUUCGCAUAACUGCCGAUGGCAACCUAAAGGUGUGCCUUUUCGGUGCCAAUGAAGUAUCGCUCCGGGAUGCAUUACGUGGCGGCUGUAGCACCGAAGAGCUCAUGGACGUUGUGGGGCGAGCGGUGAAGAAGAAGAAGUUCAUGCACGCGGGGAUGGAUGAACUCUUCAAAAUGAAGAACAGGCCGAUGAUCCUUAUCGGAGGAUGAAUCAUCAUCUCGUUAUUCAUGUAAUCAAAUUAAUUACGGAAGAAGCCGUGUGCUGUUGAUCCUCGUGUCGCAAUGUACAAAGAUUUUGAAACCACUAAUGACCGAAGGAGUCGCAUGAGCUUGUAAGGGAAUAUUUUCUUUCCUUCUUACUAAUGACCUUCAAUGAUAUCUUGAAUGAUCUUAAAUGAUCUUGGUUCUCUAUUCCAAGCACGUAGAGAAUGUAAAAGUAGUGCUCUUUCCGCUAUAACAGCUACGCAGUGGCGGAUCGGCGUUGCUCCUCUUCGUGUGCAGGUUUGUAAAGGAAACGCCCGAUCAUAACAUCGUUUGUCUUCUAGAGGUCGUGACCUGUCGCAUUGUCCACUUAAACCAACACUACUUCAUGUCUCGUUCGGAUGUACCGGUACUUGCGUGCCCUCGCUUCAUGUAGGUUCACAGAAGAUCGUGAGUCCUUCUGUGAAAGAACUCCUUAAUCCCUUUUUUGAAGGACUGUCUAAAUAUGGGCGCCGAGCGUAGGUUAUAAUGCAACAAUGAAGACGCAAAACGGUGCAUUCAUUACUAUAUAUGGUAGUGUUGAUAGCAGACACCGGAAACAUUUAGUGUUGUGUGCCAGAGUUGGUUCCCAACAAUUACGUUGUCAGGUACGCGAGUGAACUACCUUACGCACCUGUCGCGUAAACGCUCAACGCUGGUCAACUGGUCUUCCGCCUCGAUGCCAAUACACGCUCAACGCUCAAGGGACUGAUAGGUUCAAUGAACCGAAAUAAUUCUACGAAAUACGUAAGAUACCAACAUGUGUUCUGCUGCUAACGUGACGGCCAUCCGAGAUAUUCCAUGUCUCAUGUGUUGUGUAGUACGUUUUCCCCGUCGGAAAUACAAUACAGUGAACCCUCGUUAUUAUGACCAUGGUCGUUCCCGAAAAUUUUGGACAUAAUGCGGAAUUGUCAUAUUAACGGGGGAUUUGCAGAGGUUUCACUGCAUUGUUCCCCAGGAGUAUGGUCGUAAAGCGCGUAUGUCAGAUUAUCGGGGGUCAUAUUAACGAGGGUUCACUGUAUUCGUUUAUGCAAAGUCCUUGUUCAUUCCGGGAGUAUACAGAUCCGGCAUAGUGCCGUGGUGACGAAGUGUUUAGCGUAACAGGAGACAGACACGGAGGAGACGGCGUCUCGUCCGCACAGUGUGUCACUCCUCCUCCUCCUGUUGUUCGAUCAUGUGCCGCCGACUCGCUCAAAUUAUUUCCAUUGUCAGUCCCACUGUUUAGUGUAAGUACGAGUAACGUGUAGCCUAAUCGUCGUUUGUUUUCCGCUAUGCCUACGGUGCACGUGCACGGGGAUGUUGACUUGCAUGCUGAGCAUUUUCUGUUGCAAAAAAUCAGCGCUGUUGUAAGCUCCUAUGGUCUACCGGAUAUAAUGUACGUAGUGCUCAUUGUUAGAUACAAGGUUCUUCCGGGACUUGUUUUACUGCUCGAAGUUUGAAGCUGUCUUUUCCUUUUUUUUUUUUUUUUCUUUUUUGGAGAUAACGGACUCAGAACUUGAACGGCGUCGUUCCCUUUUAUUAUUCAGCGGAGCGUGUUCUGCGGUGAAGUUGAGUGUGCUGAACGUUGACUGAACUGGACUAUCCUCUAGCAAACACUCGUAGAUUGCUGGGAUUAUUCCAAACACCAGAAUCAAUCGAUAUAUACUCAUUCUGGUACAGCGAUGACGUCAUGCUAGAUAACCACGCAGCUCCGUAUGUAGGUCGCAACGUUACUUCCGAGUUGACAUGUGUAUGAUGUGUGUGUGUGUACGAGGGGGGCGGGGAAGGGAAAAUAUUUUUAGCAAUCAGAGUUGGAGCUCGGCAAACCCUUCGUGCGCACCAUGCAAUUUUAUUGGCGUAUAAGGCACAGAAGCUAUGCUAUACCCUCUGCGGAAGCAGAGCACAGAGGCGGUGCGCGCCACCGUAUACCUAUAUUGUCACUUUAUCUUGUGCUUCGUGCUAAUGUAUGACUUUCUGAGCACACUUUCGUUUGUUGUUAUUUGUUAAUGUUGGCUUACUGCGAAAAUUACCUGCAUACACUUUUGAAGUGUGUAACUUUUGUUUCGUAGUGAACACAAACGUUCAAGAAAAGUUUAUAUCAGGUAUAUGGCUUCGAGGUGGCCCUGUAUUCUGUCUCAGCAUGUUUAAAAAACAAUGUAUUUUUUUAAAUGAAUUUCGAUGUGUUUGAAAAUUCGCGGAAGAAAUAUAGACGCAACUUAUCUUUGUUA